Messenger RNA from Cooperia oncophora, 378 nucleotides. NCBI's taxonomy places the organism in Eukaryota, Metazoa, Nematoda, Chromadorea, Rhabditida, Trichostrongylidae. The record is from the annotation of a GenBank genome assembly.
AUGCUUUGCAUGAUCACCUGCAUGGUAAUAUCGCGACUUGAUUCGGAUAGCACCAUCGCUGUAUUGAGAUUCAACAUCACCAGGGUAAGCAGACUUCAAAGCUCUUCAAAAAUUCGACCUUUAGCUGAACCAGUUCUUACACCACUUCAUGGUCACUUUCGUGUCACGUGGUGGGACACAGAAAAAUUGGAAUGGUCCACUGAAAACCAAUGUGAAACCAGCACCGAAGGGGAUGUGAUAGUCGCUAAAUGCCAGCAUCUAACGGAUUUCACACUCAUCGUUGUGAGUCGUUUGCUUGAAGCUAAACUGGAUUAUAGAAACAUCAUGCUUUCCGUGAGAAUUAUUUCAGUUAUGGGAGGGUGUCUACGUUCCUUAUAG